Sus scrofa (pig) is the source of this 817-nucleotide messenger RNA. NCBI's taxonomy places the organism in Eukaryota, Metazoa, Chordata, Mammalia, Artiodactyla, Suidae. The record is from RefSeq and is a predicted model, not a curated record.
UCCAGUGCUUCCCCCUCCACCAACCUUAUGGACCCACUUAGCCCCCCAAGACCUCUAGAAUACGCUCCUUUGGCCAUGACUCAUCAAGACUCUCUCUGAAGAGUGGGAAGAACUUGAGAGCAUGUUCAUCUUUAUCAAACAUGGAGGUGAGGGGUCUCACAGAGCUGUAGGGCUGGGGAUGUUUGAGGGCAGUGGAGUUCACAGGGAUGGUAUAACUAGGGAAGGGCCACAUGCCCCAUCCCAUCUCUUCUCAGAUAAUCAGCAGUUUCUGGCCAAUAUUAAUUGUUCUGUCCUCCUGUUGCUGCAUUAUGUCCGCCGUAAAAUGGGGCUGCCUAAAACAGACACCAUCGAUUUGUGUGAUGAAACGGGGACAAUGAAGUUGUUUUUCCUGACGAAGACCCCCGGAGACUAUGCCAACAAAUUACUUACACCUCGAAGCACCUACUUCGUUUGUAAGGUGGAGCGUGGGGCACCAGGAACUCGACUUGAAAAUGCCUAUAGGGCUUUUGUGCCCCUCCUGAAGAAUCCAGAACCUGAGAUAAUUGAGAACUUGCGUACACAAUGUGACAUCCUGGAGAGGAAUCGAGUGAAAAUGCUUAGAAGCCAAGAAGCCAAGAAAGUCGUUCCAAUUGACUCCUCUGCAAACCUCCCAUACAAAUCAUCGGGACGAUCAGACGAAGAGGGGCCCACUCGCAGGGGUCCGCUCUUUAGGACCAGAGCGGACUUUCUCAGUAGGAGAGACAAACAUCGCUAACAAAAUAAAAGUGACCAAUCAGGCAAGGGGAAGAAGGGCAGGGACAGCUGUCUGGGGCCUUGA